AGGAGCUCCUAAGGCGCGUGCACGGGAGCCGGUGUGUCCUGUUCGCUCGGCUGCUUAGACCUUUACCUUUCUACGUCAGGGGAACGGAGCCCCGCGGGCGCUUACCUACAUGCAUAACGGGAAAGGCCACUGCUGCCAUCGUUACUGCUCCUUCCAGCCUCCGCCGGCAACGGCAUGAAUCAUUCGGAGUGCCGGUCACCCCUCACCCCUGAGAAGAACGGACAGAGCGACUGGGAGCCCGGUGGUUACUGCGGAGAAGAGGACGAAGAAGACGGCGAGCCAGGAGAAGGUAUCCGAGGUGGACUCGGAGAGGACCACCAUCCCUACCGCCGCCAUAGCUACCGCCGCCAUCCCCGCCGCCCCUCGCCACCCUGUAGCCUUGCGCCCAUGUCCCCGCCUGGCAAGAAGCACCUGGGCCUUGAGCUGCAUCUCAGCGGUCAGGCCUAUGACUUUCCGUCCGACCCCGGCCUGGCUGGCUCCCCUUCCGAGGGCGAGGAUGGUGAGUUCGAAGGAGGCAGCAGCGGGAUGCUGAUCCCGGAGAGGAAGCGGACCCGCUCCAGCGGCUCCCGGCACCGCUACGACAUCGUGACGGAGCUUGGUCCGGAGGAGGUCCGUUGGUUUUACAAAGAGGACAAGAAGACCUGGAAGCCAUUCAUCGGAUACGACUCACUGCGCAUCGAGCUGGCCUAUCGCAAGCUGUGGGAGCUCAGCGCCUCCGAGGGGGACCCGGGGCCCCAGGGCGAGGACGGGGACAGCCAAGAGGUGCCCCAGGAGGACGGCGCCGAGCUGGAUGUGGUGGCUAUCGGGGAUGUAGUGAAGAUCGAGCCGGUGUGUGUCCGCAGUGGGCUGUACGAGGUGGAUGUGACCGAGGGGGAGUGUUACCCCGUGUACUGGAACCAGAACGAUAAGAUCCCGGUAAUGCGAGGCCAGUGGUUCAUUGAUGGCACAUGGCAGCCACUCGAGGAGGAUGAAAGCAAUUUGAUUGAACAAGAACAUCUGAGCUGUUUUAGGGGUCAUCAGUUGCAGGACAAUUUUGACAUGGAGAUUGCAAACCCCGUCGACCACAAGGAUGUUACCUACCAACUUCCUCCCUUCUCCCUCCCUUUCCUGUUCAAAUGGAGUGGAUAUAAGGAGAGCGCAGAGGGCCCAUGUGCUAAAAGAAAGCGUUGCGAAGCUGUUCAUAGUUUGAAGUUAAGUCGCAACCACGUGGAUUGGCACAGCGUGGAAGAGGUUUAUCUGUAUAGCGACGCAACGACUUCCAAGAUCGCACGGACUGUUACUCAGAAGCUAGGUUUUUCUAAAGCUUCAAGUAGCGGAACCCGGCUUCAUAGAGGUUAUGUUGAAGAAGCUACUUAUGAAGACAAACCUGUGGAGACGACUCAUAUUGUGUUUGUUGUGCAUGGAAUUGGACAGAAAAUGGACCAAGGAAGAAUCAUCAAAAAUACUGCCAUGAUGAGAGAGACUGCAAGAAAAAUUGAAGAAAAGCACUUUUCCAACGUUGCAACAGAACAUGUAGAGUUCCUUCCUGUGGAGUGGAGAUCGAAGCUUGCCCUAGAUGGAGACACUGUGGAUUCUAUUACUCCAGACAAGGUUCGCGGUAUAAGGGACAUGUUGAACAGCAGUGCAAUGGACAUAAUGUACUAUACAAGUCCUCUGUACAGAGAUGAACUGGUGAAAGGCCUUCAGCUGGAGUUGAAUCGUCUCUACAGCCUCUUCUGCUCUCGGAAUCCGGAGUUUGAAGAGAGAGGUGGAAAAGUCUCUAUUGUGUCCCAUUCUCUGGGCUGCGUCAUUACCUACGAUAUCAUGACUGGCUGGAACCCCGUGCGUCUCUACGAACAACUGGAUCAACAUGAAGAUGAAGACCCUGAGGAACAAUGGAUAAGUUAUGAAGAGCAACAUCUUCUUCGAGAGCUUUUGCUGACCAAACAGCGGUUAAAGGAGCUGGAGGACAGGUUACAUGGCCUCAAGACAACAUUGUCUAACACCCCUGCCUUAAAAUUUAAGGUUGAGAAUUUCUUCUGUGUGGGAUCGCCCCUCGCAGUCUUCUUGGCUUUGCGUGGCAUCCGUCCUGGAAACAGUGGAAGUCAGGAUCACAUUCUGCCUAAAACUAUUUGUAACCGCUUGUUUAAUAUUUUCCAUCCUGCAGAUCCAGUGGCCUAUAGACUUGAACCCUUAAUACUGAAGCACUACAACAAUAUUUCACCUGUCCAGAUCCAUUUCUGGAACACAACAAACCCUGUACCCUACAAGCAUAUGAAACCAUGCUUUAUCAACCCAUCCAAAGAAACUACCUCAAUUUCCGAUACCGAAAGCAUACCAAGCCCAAGCACUUCACCGGUUCUGCCUCGGCGACACUACGGAGAGUCCAUAACCAAUAUAGGCAAAGCAAGUAUAUUAGGUGCUGCAAGCAUCGGAAAGGGUCUCGGGGGGAUGCUGUUCUCGAGGUUUGCACGUUCUAGUGCAACCCCUCAAGGUUAUGACGUAAAAGAUUCCGCAGAGGGGGAAGACAAAAAAUCAGUCUUAAGUCAGAACUCGACUGGAUCGCAGACCAUCCCACACAGCGUAUCGGGCUCCCUGGACUCCACAUUGGAGUUGGAGCACAGGAUUGAUUUCGAACUGCGAGAAGGCCUUGUGGAAAGUCGAUACUGGUCCGCCAUGACUUCACAUACCGCUUAUUGGUCCUCAAUGGACGUGGCGUUAUUCCUUCUGACUUUUCUGUAUAGGGAAGGCCAAGAGGAGGACGAAGAAAAACAAGACGUGGAAGCACUUUAGUGUUUUCUUUAGUUGCAGAAACUGGAUAUUUCACCCUGUUAGUAAAAUGCAGACUGUUUGAGGCACGAAGGUCUUGGUUCAUGCAUGUUUGAAUGUUGUUUUGUUUCUAGAGCGCAGCAUAA
Spea bombifrons (plains spadefoot toad) is the source of this 2894-nucleotide messenger RNA. RefSeq names its product DDHD domain containing 1 (gene DDHD1). The record is from RefSeq and is a predicted model, not a curated record. The transcript is spliced from 13 exons. Gene Ontology annotation, cellular component: cytoplasm. Lineage: Eukaryota; Metazoa; Chordata; Amphibia; Anura; Pelobatidae. Gene Ontology annotation, molecular function: glycerophospholipase activity; metal ion binding. The coding region runs from base 175 to 2772 and encodes 865 amino acids.